Molecule: messenger RNA, 2983 nt
Organism: Anguilla rostrata (American eel)
Lineage: Eukaryota; Metazoa; Chordata; Actinopteri; Anguilliformes; Anguillidae
Gene: fyb1b
Product: FYN binding protein 1 b
Exons: 19
Coding region: 468-2942 (824 amino acids)
Biological process (GO): integrin-mediated signaling pathway; protein localization to plasma membrane; T cell receptor signaling pathway
Cellular component (GO): plasma membrane
Molecular function (GO): protein binding
Source: RefSeq, a predicted model, not a curated record
UACAGGGCUACAGGGUCCUUAGCAGUGUUAGCAGUGUUUGUGUACAGGGCUACAGGGUCCUUAGCAGUGUUAGCAGUGUUUGUGGACAGGGGUACGGGACCUUAGCGUAGUUAGCGGUGAAAGUUGAAAGUGGCAUGAGAUGGACAGAAUAGGCAAAUACGGGAGAUGGAGGGAGAGAUAACACUUCCUGUGACGACAGCUCUGAAGGCUGGCCAGAGGGAGGGGAAGUAGAGCUAAACACACUGGACAUCAAGACGCAAACACACACACUCACUCUCCCUGUGAGGCACAGGCACACACACACACACACACACUCUCUCCUCCCUCAGACACACACGCGCGCACACACACACUCACACACUCUCCUCCCUCAGACACACCCACGCACGCACACACACACACAGACAGACUCUCUUCACUGCGAGACCUGCAUCCUGAUCCCCGGGGUGUUCACCACUCCCCACGCCAUGAACAGUCCGGCCAACGUGAAGGCCAUCAUGGCCCGCUUCAACACUGGGACAGGCUCCUCAGAGGAUACCCCUGCCGUGGAGGUCCCGGGGGCGCGCCCCAAAGUGCCUGUGCACCCCACCUUUUCCUCAGGACCCCCGCUACAGGCAAAGAAGCAUGUGCUGGAGAGCAGCCUCUCUGGAGGGGUCCGUGUGGGGGGGACCCCCAAACCCAAUUUCCUGAAGGGCACUGCCUCCACCACGAGUGCCCCGGAGGUGUGUGAGUUCCCCCGGCCCAAACCCCUGGCAGGUAAAUUCGGAGCCCCCCAGGACGAAGGGAAGCCCGCUGUCGCUAAGCAACCGGCUUUCAAACCCAAACCGCCAGACCUGUCGAGGGACUCUGAGCCCAAACCCCUGAUCCCCAAAGUGCCUGUGCAGAAGCCCUCUCUGAGCGGCACCCCAGAGGGCAAGUCCUUCCCCAAACCCCCCCUUGCCCUGGCCAAACCACCCCCCGCCCAGGCAAAACCGCCCCUCGCCCAGGCAAAACCAUCCCCCGCCCAGCCCAAACAGCCCCCCGCCCUCACCAAGCCACCCCUCGCCCUAGCCAAACCACCCCCCUCCCAGACCAAACCCCCCUGGGUCAAAGACGAUGCCAAAAGCGAGGAUGGGGGGGCAGGUGCUGGGCUCAACGCCCCCAAAAUGCCCCUGGCUCCCAAACCCAAGAGCUCAGUGAUCGCAAUGCGCACCCAGGUGGAGGAUGGGGGAGACCCGGCCCUCUCCCCGCUGAAAGCCUCCAGCUUCCGGGCGGCGAAGAGUCUCUUCAACAAGGACAGCAUCGACAGCCAGGGACCGGAGAAGAGCGGACCCUCGCCCCUCAACUCCCAUGAUCCUCCAGGGCCCAAACCCUCCUUCGCCCCCAGGGCCAGCUUCGUGAAGACGCAGCGGGACCAGAAGGAGAACGCGAACCCGUCCGCUCCGAAGAGGAACCCGUUGCUCAAUAAGCUGGCCCUGGGGAACCCCCCAGCCAAGCCCAACAGGCCCCCCAGCGUCAACCUGGAGAAGUUCAGGAAGCAGGCCGAGAACCCGGCCAACGGUCCCGGGAUGAAGAAGGGGAGUCCUCUUCCUCCUCCUCCCCCCAGCAACCACGUGGCCCCUCCCCUGCCCUCCCACGCCUCGGCCCCCAGCCUGCCCUCCCCCGCCUCGGCCCCCAGCCUGCCCCCCCGGCCCACUGCAGCCAUGAUCCAGCCGGACCCAGAUGAAAACUACGAUGACGUUGGGGUGAUGAGCAGCCUUCCCCCCCCGCCCCCCGGAGGCCAUCCCAGUCAGACUGCCGAGGACAGUGAAAGCGAUGGCGAGAUGUAUGAGGAUCUUGAGGAGAGAUGGUCGGCAGCUGAGUCAAAAGAACAGGAGAAGAAGCGGGAAAAAGAGGAGAAGAAACGGAUUGAGCAGGAGAAGAAAGAACAAAAAGAGAGAGAGAAGAAAGAGCAGGAAGCCAGAAAGAAAUUUAAGCUGUCUGGACCGAUAGAGGUGAUCCACAAGCUCAAGGCCAAGGUGGACUGCAAAGGGAGCAAGACUGAUCUGUGUCUGAAACAGGGUGAUCUCAUCGAGAUCGUCCGCAUUUCGGACAACCCCGAGGGGCGCUGGCUGGGCAGGACAAGGGAGGGCUCCUUUGGCUAUGUAAAGACAGAGUCUGUGGAGAUCAACUUUGAUGCUCUAAAGCGUCAGGGAGCAUCACUUCCUGUUCCAGGAAAGGAGGAUUUAGAGGUGUAUGAUGACGUCGGUGCCCAGGAUGACAUCAUCAGUGUUAAAGGUCCAGGAGUGGUUCUCCCACCCCCGCCAGACGAGGCAGGAGAAAUCUAUGACGACCUGGAGGAUCUGGACCUGAAUGUGAGUGACACCGCAACGGAACUGCGGUCCCCACCCAAACUGCAAGGCUUUCUUAAGAUGUUUAAGAGCUUGGACGACUGGAGAAAAAGCCCAACCAGCAAUAAUGAAGUCCCCCCGCCUCCACAGUUCACCCCUGCAGGCAGCGCAGAGAAGCCUGAGGCCCUGAUUGAGGAGGAGAUAUACGACGAUGUGGAUUCCCAAACCUGUGCUGCCCCUGCAGCCCCUGCCGCCCCCGCCGCAAUCGCCUCACUAGGCAGUCUUCUGCAGAAGCAUUCAAAGGCCAAAACAGAGGAGAAGGACCCGAAGAAGCAAAAGAAGUUUGAGAAGGAGGAGAAAGAGUUCAGGAAGAAGUUUAAAUUUGAUGGUGAGAUCCAGGUGCUCUACCAAGUGACCAUCAUUUCCCCGCUAACCAAUAAGAAGUGGGGAAACAAAGACCUGCCCCUGAGGCCGGGGGAGACCGUGGAUGUCAUCGUGAAGCCCGCAGAUAACAAGCUGAUUGGCCGAAACGAAGAGGGGAAGUUUGGUUAUGUUUCUACAAGCCACAUUGUAGCUGAGGACGCUGAUAUUUAUGAUGACAUUGGUGAAGAUUGCAUCUAUGAUAACGACUAAGGCACACCUGCACAGGCGGAUGUGGCUCGGUUUUCCUGGUU